GGCGGCUCUCGUUUUCGGCGGGAGAGCGGAGCGGGGCUCCGCCUGAGGGCAGAGGGGGUCUGCCUAGCGGGGGAGGCCGCGCUGGUGGGGCCGGUAGGCGGCGGCACCUGGAGGCGGCGGCACCACCGCCCGCCCGCCCGGGAGGAGGCGGAGCGGAGCCGCCGCGCGCUGCCGCAUGUGCCUGGAGCGGAGCCGGAGCGGGCAACGCGAGCCAUGGCGGAGCAUGGCGCCCCGGCGCCCGCCAUCCCCAACGGCGAGUGCGCCGCCCGCCGCCCCGGCAACAAGGUGACCGUCGUGCUGGGGGCCCAGUGGGGCGACGAGGGCAAAGGCAAGGUGGUGGACCUGCUGGCGCAGGACGCCGACAUCGUCUGCAGGUGCCAGGGAGGCAAUAAUGCAGGGCAUACAGUUGUUGUGGAUUCUGUGGAGUAUGACUUUCAUCUUCUGCCAAGUGGGAUCAUCAAUCCAAAAGUCACUGCAUUCAUUGGAAAUGGUGUUGUAAUUCAUUUGCCAGGACUCUUUGAAGAAGCUGAAAAAAACUUGAAGAAAGGAAAAGGGCUAGAAGGAUGGGAAAAAAGACUAAUAAUUUCUGACAGGGCUCAUAUUGUAUUUGAUUUCCACCAAGCUGCUGAUGGCAUCCAAGAACAACAGAGGCAAGAACAAGCAGGAAAAAAUUUGGGAACUACCAAGAAGGGAAUUGGUCCAGUAUAUUCUUCAAAAGCAGCUCGAAGUGGACUCAGAAUGUGUGAUCUUGUUUCUGACUUUGAUGAAUUUUCUGAGAGGUUCAAAGUGUUAGCCAAUCAGUACAAAGCGAUAUAUCCUACCUUAGAGAUAGAUAUUGAAGGGGAAUUGAAAAAGCUCAAGGGCUGCAUGGAAAAAGUAAAACCAAUGGUAAGGGAUGGUGUAUAUUUCAUGUAUGAGGCUUUACAUGGACCACCAAAGAAGAUCUUAGUAGAAGGUGCAAAUGCAGCACUGCUGGACAUAGAUUUUGGCACAUACCCUUUUGUGACUUCAUCAAACUGCACAGUUGGAGGUGUGUGUACAGGUCUGGGCAUGCCACCGCAGAACGUCGGGGAAGUGUACGGAGUUGUGAAAGCAUAUACAACGAGAGUUGGAAUCGGUGCCUUUCCUACAGAACAAGAUAAUGAAAUUGGAGAAUUGCUGCAAAUGAGAGGUAAAGAGUUUGGUGUUACAACUGGUAGAAAGAGAAGAUGUGGCUGGCUGGACCUUGUGUUACUCCGAUAUGCCUACAUGAUUAAUGGAUUUACUGCAUUGGCGCUUACCAAAUUGGAUAUCUUGGAUGUAUUUCCAGAAAUCAAAGUUGGUGUUGCAUACAAACUAGAUGGUGAAAUCAUACCUCAUUUUCCUGCCAACCAGGAAGUCUUAAAUAAAGUAGAGGUUCAGUAUGAGACACUCCCAGGAUGGGAUACGGACAUAUCAAAUGCAAGGACUUUUGAUGAGCUGCCUGUAAAUGCACAGAAUUAUGUUCGCUUUAUAGAGAUGGAGUUGGGUGUUCCUGUUAAAUGGAUCGGAGUAGGGAAAUCCAGGGAAUCAAUGAUCCAGCUGUUUUAAAGAUUUCAGAUGCAUGGAAGAAAGCACACUCCUCAAAAGACUGCUCAUUCUUAAAUGCAUUAGUAGCCCGCAAAGCAAAGACGUUGGAAAGAUAGAUUUUUGCAUGGAAAGAAAUGCUAGAGUUGAUACCCCCAAAUCAAUCGCUACUCCUGAAAGAGACUUUAACUUGAACCUGUGUCAGUUCUUGUUCAACCGUGAUUUCCAGGACACUUGUCAUUGUUGUUCAAGGUGCCAUCAAAUACUUUUUUUCUUUACCUAAUAUCUACUUCAUAAUGUAAUUCCUGUUUGAAAAUCUAAGGUAGCAUUAUUUUCAUGACUGUUUGUCUUUGUUAUCCUCUCUCUGCUUUUGGCGGUGUUACUUCCCUGAAAUUUUAGACAGUAAAAAUAAUGCAGUUUUGCACAGAUAGUUUUACAUCCUCAUUAUUUGUAUUCCUAAAGCUGUUGUAUUCUUAAUAGCUGCUCUUGUGAGUGAUUAAAGAGGGGGGUUCUGAUUUUAUAAUGCUAUAAAUGCUGUCUAAAUUAUUGUGUGAUCUGUUUUUUUAAAAAAAGAUGUGAUGCCAAGUUGUUAAGAAUGUCCAGGUUUUUUUAGCUGUGUAAUACAGAAAACUUACUCUUUGUAACUCACAGAGGACACUCAAGUGUUACCAGGAAGUGUGCCCAGAAAGUUAGAAAAUUGAUAUUGUAAAAAGUUCAUUUGCGAUUAUUAAAGAACCGUUCUCAUUUUGAGCUAAAUGUUUUAUAAUGUUACUCAUUUUUUUUCUGGUAUUUUAAAAACCCUGCACUUAUCUACUUCCGAGGCACAUAUCUCAAACUGUUUCCCUAAUUAAAUGAGGUUAUAUUUAUAUUUGCUAAGAAGUCUUAACAUUUUGAUGCCCUUUUAAAUUCCUUUCUGCAUAGCCAAUAGAAGAUCUUUCUCUGGAGAACUGGCAAAGCACAGAUACUUUUGUAAUUAUAAAUUGAAGAUACUUUAGAAAUAACGUUUAAAAUAUUCAACAUAUUUGCUUAAGAUGUAGGGAAAAUAACAAGUAUUCACCUCAUGACAUCUGACAUAUUUUGACUUAUUAGUGUUGGGAAAUGUUCUAGAAUUAUUUUCAUUUAUAACCAUUAUUAUAUAUUCCAAAGAAUCUGAUUUCUUUUGGCAACAAGCCAAUAAUUACAUAUUCCCUUUCCAGAUUUUUUGAGGAUUACUUUGUUUUUACACAUUAUACUCUGGUAUUCAUGCACUUCCUUUUCACUUCAAAUAAAAAUUACUUUGUUUCCUAAAAAAAAGUUUUUAUUGGGGUGGGACAGUGGUUUUAGAUUUAGUUUAGUAGAUUUCAGCUAUGCAGGUGAAUGUAAGAAACUGUUAAUGCAAAGUAACAGAUACGAGGCCUUGGAGGUUGUGUUGUAGG
Molecule: messenger RNA, 2960 nt
Organism: Chroicocephalus ridibundus (black-headed gull)
Lineage: Eukaryota; Metazoa; Chordata; Aves; Charadriiformes; Laridae
Gene: ADSS2
Product: adenylosuccinate synthase 2
Exons: 13
Coding region: 214-1569 (451 amino acids)
Biological process (GO): IMP metabolic process; 'de novo' AMP biosynthetic process
Cellular component (GO): cytoplasm
Molecular function (GO): adenylosuccinate synthase activity; GTP binding
Source: RefSeq, a predicted model, not a curated record